Thalassophryne amazonica is the source of this 2414-nucleotide messenger RNA. Its product is annotated as fibroblast growth factor receptor-like 1. The transcript is spliced from 7 exons. Gene Ontology annotation, cellular component: plasma membrane. Bases 321 to 1838 code for a protein of 505 amino acids. NCBI's taxonomy places the organism in Eukaryota, Metazoa, Chordata, Actinopteri, Batrachoidiformes, Batrachoididae. The record is from RefSeq and is a predicted model, not a curated record. Gene Ontology annotation, molecular function: fibroblast growth factor receptor activity; fibroblast growth factor binding.
CGUUUGCUGCAGCUCUCGCGGACGGAUCUGUUCGUCUUGGAAAAGUGCUAAAGGAGACACAGACCUCGGUGUGCGUGAACAAAUUGCAGUGUGUGACUUUUAUUGUGAUUUAUGGAGCCCUUCCUGAUGAUUCCGCUCUUAAAACCGUUAUUUGACUUCACGGCAGAGCGUGUGCUGGAACUCGUAGAGGUCGUCGAACAGUCGACCAGCUGUCACAUUUGAUUCAUGGACUCUUCACGGACUCAACCUCUUCGAUUUUCUGUCAAAAUCCCGACAAAAAGGCCACUUCGUGGUGCAUCGAAUAUUAAGGUUUGAGGAUCAUGAAGCUGUCCUUGAUCAGUAUGGGUGUCGUGAAGAUUGUGCUGUUCAUCUUUGAGGCUGUUUUACUGACUGACUGUGCACGAGGACCUCCACGGGUAUCUGACAAGGUGAAUCACAGACAGUCAGCCCGGCUUGGAAGCGCCAUCAAGCUGCCCUGCCCAGUGGAAGGAGACCCUCCGCCUCUCAUAAUGUGGACCAAAGAUGGACGCAAUAUCCACAGUGGCUGGAUCCGUUUUCGUAUCCUCCGCAUGGGCCUUAAAAUUAAAGAGGUGGAGGCAGAUGACACGGGGACAUAUAUCUGCAAAGCCAUCAAUGGGUUUGGCAGCGUUAAUGUCAACUACACCCUCAUCGUCAUUGAUGACUCAGGUUCUGAUAAGCCUGGACCUGGGCUGGCUGCUGGAGCAGAAGCACCCCUGGGAUCUGAUGGUUUGGGGGAAAAACUAGUACGUCCCCGCUUCACUCAGCCUGCUAAGAUGAGGAAGAGGGUGAUAGCGCGUCCCGUGGGCAGCUCGGUGCGCCUCAAAUGCACAGCCAGUGGAAACCCUCGGCCGGACAUCGUGUGGCUGAAGGACGACAGGCCGCUGACGGAGCAGGAGGUCGGUGAGAGCCGCCAGAAGAAGUGGACUCUGAGUCUGAGGAAUUUGUCCCCAGACCACAGCGGCAGAUACACCUGCAGGGUCUCCAGUCGCGCAGGGGAGAUCAACGCCACGUACAAAGUCGAGGUCAUACAGAGGACAAACUCCAAACCUAUUUUGACGGGCACUCACCCAGUCAACACGACCGUGGACUAUGGCGGCACCACGUCCUUUCAGUGCAAAGUGAGGAGUGACGUUAAGCCCGUCAUUCAGUGGCUCAAGCGCGUGGAGUCCGAGGAAAGCCGCUACAACUCCACCAUCGAGGUGGGCGACCAUCGCUUCGUGGUGCUGCCCACGGGGGAGGUGUGGUCGCGACCCGACGGCUCCUACCUCAACAAGCUGCUCAUUACCCGUGCCAAGGAGGAUGACGCCGGCAUGUACAUCUGUUUAGGCGCCAACACCAUGGGCUACAGCUUCCGCAGCGCCUUCCUCACAGUGCUGCCAGACACCAAGCCUCCUAUCACAGCGAUAUUCUCACCAGCCUCCUCCUCCCUCCCCUGGCCGGUCAUUAUCGGCAUUCCUGCUGGAAUCGUCUUCAUCUUUGGCACGGUGCUGCUGUGGUUCUGCCAGAGUCGGAAACGCUGCCCCCCUCCCAGCGCUCCGACUGCACCGGUUCUGCAGGGCUCGCACCGAUCGCAGUUCCGGGAGCGGGACCGGGGCCACGUGCCUCCGUCGUCCAGCUCCUCCACCCCAGAGAAAGACUGCAUGAACUCCACGAACUACGAGGAGUACCUGGCCCAGCAGCAGCUCCUCCUCAACCAGGGAGGGCCCACGCUGCCCUCCAAGAUCUACCCCAAAAUCUACACCGACAUUCACACGCACACUCACUCCCACGUGGACGGGAAAAUACAUCAGCAUCAGCACAUUCAUUUUCAGUGUUAGCCUCAGCGCCAGGGGGUGAGCAGUAGAUGGACCCGUACGUGGGAUUACUCCUUAAAAACAGCAAAAACUUCUGUCAUUGCAUGUUGGGCUGCUGCCGGUGUGACAAACGAUGGCCAGUGAUACACAACAUUUUAAACAGUUGGUGCUAGUUUUCCCGUCACAUUCUCUCACCACUAAAAUCGGUGUGCACUUAAAAGGACAGAAAGUGCCAAGCUUGUUCCUCUUCCCAAGCAUUUUCCAGUUAAAAUUAAAGGUUUCAGUUUUUCAGUUGUUGAAGAGAAGAGGCUCUUUAACGAAAACGGUACUCAACAUUUUUUUUUUUUAAACAAAAGUGGCUGUUUUGAAACGCCGCUACUCAGGUAGUCCUUGUGUUUGGAACAUUGAUGCAUUCAAUGCUGACCACUAUUUUUAUUCCCGUUCUCCAUCCCCGACUUCUGUGUUAACUGGGACACUGAAUAAACUGGUGGGUUUAAUGUAGCCUUUUUAAGAUAUGCAAACCUUGCCUGUGACUGCAAGGGAUGGAAGAAUUGUGACUUUGUUUUUAGGUUCUCAAUAGUUGUCAGGAGCAUGUUGAGA